Messenger RNA from Gracilinanus agilis (Agile Gracile Mouse Opossum), 2245 nucleotides. RefSeq names its product deoxyguanosine kinase (gene DGUOK). Gene Ontology annotation, cellular component: cytoplasm; mitochondrion. Gene Ontology annotation, molecular function: ATP binding; deoxyguanosine kinase activity. The record is from RefSeq and is a predicted model, not a curated record. The transcript is spliced from 7 exons. Bases 1 to 834 code for a protein of 277 amino acids. NCBI's taxonomy places the organism in Eukaryota, Metazoa, Chordata, Mammalia, Didelphimorphia, Didelphidae. Gene Ontology annotation, biological process: nucleobase-containing compound metabolic process.
AUGGCUCUGGGCGGGCCGGGCCGGCCGCUGCGGGCCCUGCUCCGCGCCUCCCUCGUGCCCAGGGUCCUGGUUCAGCGCGCAGAGUCGGGCCCGGCUCCGAGGCGAGCGCUCCGGCGCCUCGCGGUGGAGGGCAACAUCGCUGUGGGGAAGUCGACCUUUGUGAAGUUACUUGUGAAAACCUUCCCGGAGUGGCACAUAGCUGCAGAGCCUAUAACAACAUGGCAAAACAUCCAGGCUGUUGGCACACCAACAGCCGGCCCUCCCCAGAGCGUGGGGAAUCUGCUGGAGAUGAUGUACCAGCAGCCCUCGCGGUGGUCCUACACCUUCCAGAUGUGCUCCUUCCUGAGUCGGCUGAAAGCCCAGCUGGCCCCCUCCCCGGAGCGGCUCCUGCAGGCCCGGCAGCCCAUGCAAGUGUUCGAGCGUUCCGUGUACAGUGACAGGUACAUCUUUGCCAAGAACCUCUUUGAAAAUCGCUUCCUGAACGACGUGGAGUGGGCCCUCUAUCAGAACUGGCAUUCCUUCCUUCUCCAGGAGUUUACCAGCCACACGAUCUUAGACGGCUUCAUCUACCUUCAGGCUUCUCCGCAGAUAUGUCUGAAGAGACUACACCAAAGGGCCAGGGCGGAAGAGAAGGGCCUCGAGCUGGGCUAUCUGGAACAGCUCCAUGCCCAGCAUGAAGACUGGCUUAUCCAUAAAGUGACCCAGCUCCACUUUGAGCACCUGAAGAAGGCCCCAGUGCUGGUGCUGGACGUCAACGAGGAUUUCUCGGAGGUGGCGGCCAAGCAAGAGGAGCUCAUGAGAAAGGUGCGCAGCUUCAUGAAGGAUCUGGGAUGAAGCCACGGUUUUGCUAGCGGCUUUCCGUGGCUUGGAGAAUCGUGGAUCUCCGCCGCCCACGCCCCUUUCCCCCUAAGGCUUAGUCAGUUCUCCUGGGCCCACUCUUCACUGCCUCUCGGAGGCCCACUUUCCUCCUCGGUUCAAUGAGGGGUUUGGACUUGAGCGGCCUCUGAGGCCCUCCCAGCUCUGAGCUCUGAUCUGCCAUCUCAGGGGCCUUUUUCACACUUUCUUUCGUUCUAAAGUUUCGUUUAGUCUUUUCUUUAGUUUUCUACAAUUUCAUUUUAUUUUGAAGGCCAAAUUCCCUCCCUCUCUGCCCCCCCCACCCCACUGGUUUAGAAGGUUAGGAAAAUAAAAGCCAUUAUAAAGAGGUGCAGGCGGGCAAAACAAGGGCUGCCGUAUGCCCAAGCGAGCAGGAGAGGGCAAGAGAGAGAGGCAGAGACAGAGAACGUGCCUCCAUCUGCCCUCAUCUGCCCUCUUGCGUCCAUCAGGUCUCCAUGGAGGGCUAGAGAGUGUGUUUGGAAUCUCGGUUGGUCACGGUGUCGGGCAGAGUUGCUGAAGAGACUUUUCCGGGAAGGAAGGCCCGGCUUCCCAAAUCCUGUCAGCCUGAGAGCGUCGGAUGCUCGGAGAUCUGCAAAGUGCGUGUCCUGAAUAGAGCUCCAUCUGACUCUCUCAUGCAACGGCAGGGAAAAGCUGUAUUGAGAUGGUUUCUUUUCUUUUUUUUUUCAAACUUUUUAACCCUUACCUUCCGUCUUAGAAUCAGACCUGUGUUCCCCCCCCCCCCCCCCCCAGGGCUCCUGGGGAUGUGCUAGGGUUGGGAACCAGGCUGAAGGGAGCAGAACGGAGCCAAGUUCUAGAGCCAAGCUCUAGAGUCUGGGCAGGAACAGAAAAAAAUGAAGGGCUUUAGCAGGAAGUCACAAGGGAGGACUCAGGGCUUUGCCACUCCCUGUCCCUGCCCUGCCCCAGUCCUGAUGUAACUGCCCACCUCAGGAUCCAUCCUUCCUUUCCCCCUCCGUGCUGUGAUGGGUGGCUUUUUCAUGGCACCCAGACUUUUUUACACAUGAUACUCUCUAUCAUUAUAACACACUUUUACCUAUGCAAGAAUACAGACGAGCAGAUCUGUUAUCCUGCGAAUGCCAGGGGGUUUGCAAUAAAAAGAACUGAGACUCGUUUUCUUAAGGAAUCAAGGGCCAAAGAAGGCCUCCAGGGAUCCAGGUUCUACCCUUUAUAAUCUGAGUGCCCUCACCCAAUCCCUUCUCUAGCCUCGGUCUCCUUCUCUGUAAAAUAAGGGUAUUAGAACAGAUGACCACUGAUGGCCCUUUUGGUUCUAAAUUUGUGGCUGCUCUGUAUUUCAUUCUGAUUUUUGUUAUUCUGUAUUUUUAUAAGCACAAAUACAUCUUGUUUAAAUAACCAA